Messenger RNA from Bufo gargarizans (Asiatic toad), 846 nucleotides. It is a transcript of the gene DCTN3, whose product is annotated as dynactin subunit 3. Gene Ontology annotation, cellular component: dynactin complex. Gene Ontology annotation, biological process: cytoskeleton-dependent cytokinesis. The record is from RefSeq and is a predicted model, not a curated record. Lineage: Eukaryota; Metazoa; Chordata; Amphibia; Anura; Bufonidae. The coding region runs from base 25 to 573 and encodes 182 amino acids. The transcript has 7 exons.
CCCGGAAGUGGUAGUGUGAGAACGAUGGCGGAGCUCCGGGAGUUGCAGAGUCGGGUGCAGGAGCUGGAGCAGCGUCUGUACGGGGAGAGCGGGGCUCAGACAAGGAAGGUCACAGACGGGUUGAUGAAAGUGCAGGUUGCUCUGGGGAACAUCGCCAGCAAGAGGGAGCGAGUGAAGACCCUGUACAAGAAAAUCGACGACCUGAUAAAGUAUCUGGACCCUCAGUACAUCGACAGAAUCGCUGUCCCCGACGCCAUAAAGCUGGAGGUCAUUUUGGCAGAGGAGCAGUACAUCCUGUCCCAGGCCGCACUGCUGGAGCAGCUCCAUUCCCUGCAGCCCCUGCUGGACAGUGAGCACAUCAAAGCGGUGCCGGCGCAGGCCUCCAAGCUACAGACUCUGUCCCAGAUCCACAUAAAGCAUCAGGACCAGAGCGAGGAGAUAACGGCUGAGACCAAGAAACUCCUCGAGGACUACAACAGCAUGACCCUCCUCCUUUCUAAGCAGUUUGUGAUGUGGGACGAGGUUCUUUCUCAGCUGGAAGCCGCAAAACAGGUGAAGCCGCGCCCGGAGUGACCCCGGUGACGGAGCCGCCAUCAUGUACUUUGCAUGUACCGUCCUCCACACUACAGCAGCGGCUCUUCUUAUCCUGUGCUGCUGAUGGACGGGCGCCGCUGAUCUCUGCUGCCAUGCCGCAUUACCCUCCUAUCGUCUCUCAGGAUUGGCAGAUCCACUUCCUGUCUCCGUACACACGAGGACUGUGCUUUUUGCUGCCGGACGAGCGAUGGGCACCAUGACAGGAGCCCAAUGUUUAAUAAAGCGUCAUUAUAAGGAGCACUUACAGGAGGA